Molecule: messenger RNA, 2331 nt
Organism: Cyprinodon variegatus (sheepshead minnow)
Lineage: Eukaryota; Metazoa; Chordata; Actinopteri; Cyprinodontiformes; Cyprinodontidae
Gene: vstm2l
Product: V-set and transmembrane domain containing 2 like
Exons: 4
Source: RefSeq, a predicted model, not a curated record
GCAAAGGAGAAGGCUGCGCAGACUUUUCCCUUUCCCUGCAUCCCCAGCACUGCACAGAAGGAACCGCUCUAUUGGAUUUUAAAAUAAAGAAACUAAAGAAAAUUAAAUAAAAUUUCGCCAGGCACUCUACCCAAUGUGAACAGUAAAAAAAGAGGCAUUAUAGAAGAGAAAACAGCAGAGAGAUGGGAGCGUUCAGGCUGCUGCUGGGGAGUUUACAUUACCUGGGACUCUAUCUGCAACUUAGUGUCUCCACAAGGCAGACUGCACACCGAGACAUGGAGAACCACAUCUCUGGGAACGCCAUGUUUACUGAGGUUCCCCAUGAUAUGACUGCCCAGAGAGGUAAGCAACAACAAAAAACACGUACCUAAACAGAAGCAGCAAAACAACAAUAAAACCAAAAGACUAACAGAUGGAAAAUCACGAAACAUCUAGAAGAAACGGACCACAAACCCCAGACAAACAAAGAGGUGGCUCCUGAGGAGGAAACGCCAAAGGAUGCUACAAAGAUAAGUGUUGUGAAGGUCGUUGGCAGCAACAUCUCCCACAAACUCCGCCUCUCCAGGGUCAAAACAUCCGAUGAAGGGACCUACGAAUGCCGCGUGAUCGACUUCAGUGACGAAGGUGGCGCCCGUCACCACCGAGUCAGAGCCUACCUGCAGGUGGUGCCAGAGAGCGACGUCGUCAACUCCGAACACAACGGCAACUUUGAGGCCAUGGACGACACCAAGAGGGGAGCGUUGGUUGUUGACAGGGAGUUGCAUGGCGGCGCCAGGGAGCACAGCCAUCACCAGAACCACGGGCACCACCAGGAGCACGGCAAGCGGCCUCAGUCUGCCGCACACCCCGGGCACAGCCACGGCGGGGGCGGCGGUCAGCAGCACAAGGCAGGCAGGGAGCUGAGGAAGAGGGACGUGGACAGUAACCACAGCCACAGUGACUGCUCCAAUGAGCCAAGCUGUGCACUCUAAAAGGUUGCUGCACCUAAAUUAAAAGAUAUAAAAAAACGGUAUAAAAAAUGUCUAAUCACAGCAUAAAAUCUACCCCUCUCACACAGUACAGGCCUGCAGAGGAAUCCAGAAUCCAUAGAAAUGUAAAAAAUGUCUUAAAAAGAGCACAGGAGCGUGAACUGUGAAGGGAGAGUGGUAAUUUUUAUGCUGUGUAGUAGUCUGGCUUGGACUGGUCCGUCUGUUAACUGCCUGUUAAGCCUGGCUUCUUAACAUUCAAUGAGGGGUGGGUGAGGGCUGGUGUGUAGAUCUAGGCAGAUUUCCUGUUUCUGAUCUAAGCAUCCACAAAUAGAUAAACUAUUAAAAAAUAUGAUAUUAAAAGACUUUAGUCUGCAUAUCUACUAGUAAAUAUGUUGCUUGUACUCCAGAUACUGUAAAUGAGAGUUCUUCAUGUUCAUACACCCUCCACUGCCUUACUGUCACUCCAUACGCAGAAACAAGCAGGAUAGAGGAGGAUUUUACUGGGUUUUGUUGCAUUUCUAUAGAAACAGCUGAAGUACAGGUAUUUACAGAAUCAACCAAAAACUGUCCAUUCCUUUCUAGUCUGGCUUUAUACCUUCAGCUCUUGCGCCUUUGUUUUACUGUGUCUGUUCAUGGAUAUUAACAUGAUGUAAAAGCUGUAUACACCCAAAUAUGGACAAGUUAUUUUUCCCUAGUGUUUGUUCCCAGCGGAGAAAAAUGUGCUUUCUUCAGCAGGAAUUCAUCAAGGUCCCCAAACAGCCGCCUGUCUGAUCAAGGGCAGAUUCUGUCUUUUUAUUUUGCUCUGAGUGAAUAACUCAGAGAAACUGGGGGAUUUCAAUAAAAACAAAGGACAUCACAAGCCAGCUGCUCUUUAGAGUUAGGAAAAAGGACUUUUCUUCAUCUCUACAUGUCCAAUCGCAGUUUAUUUAAUUAAACUACUCCUUGCUGGGGUAACUAGUUAGAAAGGGAUCAAAACAGACACUUAUUAAACACAAGAUGGAAUAUGGCGGCUAAGAUUAUUGACCUCCAAAAAGUAAUUAUACCUGUUGAUAUCUAUAUAUAUUUACAUCUUAAACACAAACUUUUGUUUGGGAUUUUUAACCAGACUAGCACAGAGAAGUGGUUAUAGUUUUAAUUUUGUUUAACAUUGGGAAACCUAAACGAUAAGUGUGUUGUCACGGAAAGAGGCAAAGAGAUUCCUGCUGGAUAAAUAAAGCUACUACCAGUUCAAAAUUAAUGAUUUAGAUUCAGUGCAGUGCGUCAUUACCAGAAGGAUUACUACCAAUGGAGCUUUGAUUGUUUCUACAGUUAAACCACAUGCAAUCUGUGGGCUUUACUUGUGACACAAGGUUUCCCCUUCUGA